This is a messenger RNA of Galendromus occidentalis (western predatory mite), 1547 nucleotides long. RefSeq names its product phosducin-like protein. The transcript has 5 exons. Gene Ontology annotation, biological process: regulation of G protein-coupled receptor signaling pathway. The record is from RefSeq and is a predicted model, not a curated record. NCBI's taxonomy places the organism in Eukaryota, Metazoa, Arthropoda, Arachnida, Mesostigmata, Phytoseiidae. Bases 136 to 984 code for a protein of 282 amino acids.
GACUACUGUGUGUUUACUUCAAGUCGGAGAGAGGCUGCUUGGUGGUUUCAGAGCUCUUGGAGAUUCGCGCCUGUUUAGACUAUCCGAUCGAGCAUCUCAAGGCCGACGUGCCGGAGAAGACAACCGUAGAGCUAAAUGGCAACCUUAGAGGAUAAACUUCUGGGAGAGAAGCGAGACUACUAUUGCAGCUCAUCCGAGGAUGAAGACGAGGGUGGUGUCAGGCUGGUCAAGGAAGAGGAUCUCAACGAAAAACCCGUCAAUACAGUUAAAUUCGACCGGUCCUCCAAUACCGGUCCGAAAGGUGUCGUCAAGGACUACCAACGGUACAAGCAGCUGGAAAUGGAACGACGGGUCGAAAAUGAAGCCGAGCGUCUAGCGCUGAUGAAGAAACUUUCGCUCAGCUGUAUGACGAACAACGAGGAGGAGGCCCUGAAAAACGAAGAUGAGAUGGACGAGGAACUCAAUGAGCUCAUGCUUGAGUAUAUCUCGCUGCGUAUGCAAGAAAUGGUUUCGGCCGAGCAGGACACUGAAAGACCCAAGUUUGGAAAGCUAGUCAUCAUUCAGACCAAGGAAGCUUUCUUGGAUGCGAUCGACCGUGAACACAAAGAUACCACGGUUAUCAUUCAUCUUUACACACCUUUCACUCCUGGAUGCGACGCGAUGAACGCGUGCUUCAAUACCCUAGCCGAGACCUAUCCAUUGCACAAAUUCUGCGUUAUGUCCACUGAAGUGGCCGGAAUGACUUCAUUCUUCGAAAACAAGGGCGUUCCGGCGAUCACGAUCUACAGGGGCAAAAAUGUCAUCGGUAAUUUCGUCAGACUCUCGGAUGAGUUCGGCGAAGACUUCGUGUCGACCGACGUGGAAUCCUUCCUUAUCGAACAUGGCUUCCUACCGGAUCCUUCGACAGUCCCCAAAAUGGCACGCGGAAAGCAGGGAAGUCAAGAAGACGAGGAGGACGCUGACGACGAUGAUGACGAUGAUUGAGCGGGAAGUCGAAGUGCAAGCAGCCUCGGACCUCUUGAUCGAGAGAUCUCAAAUUCGAACUCCCAUCGAGAUUGCGUCUGUCGAGAGUGUACCUGGUACAGUCUUUUCAUUGAUUUGACCCCAGAAUAUUCCCUUGCACCAGCAGCUCAGUGGAUUACACGCCGUAAACGUACAUCACCCUGUAUUUAAGCGAAACUGUACAUCUUGAACGGCUCAUUACAGCCUGCAGUUGAUCUUCAAAAAUGAUUGAGUAUUUCUCAGCGGGAUGCAGAGGUGUUCGCUGAUUCGAAGUAUUUCCACCUCUAAUUCUCGCUCUGAAGGGUGGUCCCCCACAAACUAGUCAAUUGAGCACUCUCUGUGCGCACGUGACGCGUUGGAGGGUAGAGGGGGAACCUUAACAUGAUUGCCCCCUCCCUCCUCCGACAUCUGAUACCUACUUGGGAGAACCAACUCGUCGUGAAGACGUAUCUUUCGAAAUCUUUGCGAGAAUUGUCGAGUUUCGAUUUUCGAGGCUCAAACUGUAAAAUACAAAAUAAAUAAACCUGUAAAGGAAUACGAGCGCC